CUUUAUAUUCACUGUGAACCCUGAAGAUUUUUUUUACCAGCCACUAUGAGUUCUUGUUACUUCGUAAUCUGCUUGGUGCUGAUUUCGGCGAUCAAGGGAGAUUCCCCCGCGUGCGACAUAAACGCGUGUCAAGCCCUUGAGGAGAGUUUGAUACGCUUGAGGGAAUUUUGGGACAAAGUGGAGGGAAAAAAUAAUACCAACGAUCAUUUGAGGAGUCUGGAAAGAAGACUACGAUCUCUCGAGCAACCCGUGUGGCAAGUAGUCAAGAGCGAAGGGAACUGGAUGAACUGCGCUAAAGGACCUUGCAAUUGCUCCCCGGAAACCAAGACCUUGAACUGCUGGCAACAGGGGCUGACGCAGUUACCAACCGCUCAAGUCGUGCCGUAUGACGUCAGAUCGAUCGACCUCGGAAUAAACCACUUAACUACAUUGAACAAAAACACCUUCAAGGAUCUGAGUUACCUGACUGAACUCGAUUUGUUCGACAACAAAGUGGACUACCUUCCUCCUAAUGUCUUCGAUCAGCUUAGUAGCCUGAUUUACCUGCGCCUGCAUAAGAACGCAAUCGAAGUACUACCUCCGGAGUUAUUGGCCAAGUUGCAGAAUUUGAGAACCUUCGACGGGUCUACCAAUUCAAUCAAAGAACUGGCGCCCAACGCGUUCAGACAAAACAGAAAUCUGAUACUCGUGCACCUUUCGAGGAACCAAAUCAGGCAUCUUCACGAGACUGCAUUCGACGGUCUGGAACACCUCGAGGAUUUGGACCUCAGCAACAAUCGUUUGGAAACUCUACCGAAGUUUAUAUUUAGCGACCUAAGGGCGCUGAAGCGGCUUCAUAUUGCUGAGAAUAGUAUUGCUUUGCUGCCAACUGGUAUAUUCGACAAUUUAAUCAACUUGGAACUGUUAAAUUUGAGAAAAAAUCGUAUAAUGCAUUUGUCGGACAACUUGUUCGCAAAGAUGGAGAAUUUGCAGGUACUGCAGCUGACGAAUAACCAGAUAGCCGAGAUAAACCUCAACGAUUUUUCCAAACUGACGAAUCUGGUCGAACUCCAUUUGGGACAAAAUCUAUUGUCUGACUUACCCGAGAAUAUUUUCCUGCGCAACAAGAACCUGGAAAAGCUCUAUCUGUUUUCCAACAACUUGGAAGAGCUGAGAGAGAGGAAUUUCAACGGGCUGGUCGCGCUAACUAAUUUGCUGGUCAACAAUAAUCUAUUGAAAGAGGUUCAUUCCAGGGUCUUUGUUUACACGCCCAGCUUGCAGAAAUUGCAACUAGACAGCAACAAAUUUCAUUACUUGUCGCCGAAACUUUUCGAUCCCUUAACCGAAUUGGUUUCGGUAAAGCUAGGGAAAAAUCCGUGGCAUUGCGACUGCAACAUCCUGUAUUUGGCUAUAUGGGUCGAUUCAAAUCCGGAGAAAAUUUGGGACUCUGAGCCGACGUGCAGAGGUCCGGGUGAUUUUGGGGGAUUGCUGCUCAAAGACAUGACCUUCGACAAGUUAUGCGAAGGUCAAUGGGCCAGCAUGUUGAACUUGUCACCCCGCAUACCGAUCAAGGGGGGCUUUAUCGGAGAAUCUAGCAGGACCGUUAAUUAUCCUCCGGUAGCGUAAUAUGCUCUACGAUGCUGCAUUUCAUGUCCUUUUAGAUUUUAAUUUUAAAGCGUGGUUAUUUAAAUCGUUGUGCAUUGGAGGCUCUGUCUACAUUUAA
This is a messenger RNA of Cylas formicarius (sweet potato weevil), 1702 nucleotides long. RefSeq names its product leucine-rich repeat-containing protein 15-like. Gene Ontology annotation, molecular function: protein binding. Gene Ontology annotation, cellular component: extracellular matrix. Lineage: Eukaryota; Metazoa; Arthropoda; Insecta; Coleoptera; Brentidae. The record is from RefSeq and is a predicted model, not a curated record. Bases 46 to 1605 code for a protein of 519 amino acids. The transcript has 9 exons.